Molecule: messenger RNA, 3019 nt
Organism: Chrysoperla carnea
Lineage: Eukaryota; Metazoa; Arthropoda; Insecta; Neuroptera; Chrysopidae
Product: probable ribonuclease ZC3H12D
Exons: 3
Coding region: 463-2496 (677 amino acids)
Cellular component (GO): nucleus; cytoplasmic ribonucleoprotein granule
Molecular function (GO): mRNA binding; metal ion binding; RNA endonuclease activity
Source: RefSeq, a predicted model, not a curated record
GUGACAAGACCACAUACCACACAAAAUAUUUGUUGAACGGUGGAUGGAUACUCGUACAUUGGACGACGGAUACGGAUCCCUCUCUUAAGCUACCUAUCAACAUCUCGCGAUUUCUUUAAAAAAAAAAAAAAAAAAACUCACAAUUCGCAAUAAAAUUCGAAUUCAAACACCUCUAAGAAACAAACGAGAAAACCGAGCUAAAUCAAACAUGCAAUGUAAACAAUUGCACGAUAAUAAUUGUGUACACGAUAAAUUAAAAACAAUAGAUAAAUUAAUUACAAUAAACAAUCGAUAAUCAUGUAAAUAACGAUUGUUGUAUUUAAAAAAAACUAAAAACAAACAAAAGUGUUGUUUUUGUGAAUUGAAUUUAGUGUGUUUUGUGAGAAGCAACUUGGGAGCUUGAGUUGUGUUUUGUUUUGUGAUGUUAAUUAUACGAGAGAGUUAAGGGGAGAAUGGUGUGCUAUGGCUGACGACAGUAAAAUUCGAGUAAAACGUGAAUUUGUGAAAUUACUUGAGAAACAUUCAAGUUUAUUUGGUGUACAACUUGAAGAAAUUGACAUUGACCAUCAAAAUAAUGAGGAUUCAAUAACAACAACUCAAGCUGCUACGAAAUCUGUUGUUGACAGUGACUCCCAUCACUCCUAUGCACUGUAUCAAGUGAUUAAUGCACCUGAUCCUGAAAUUGUUUCUACUUUACAGAAUUAUGUGGAUAGUUUAAUAAUAAAUUCAAGCACAGCAGCUGAUCCAGGUGGUGAAGAUUCCAGCUACGAUUCCGAUGGCGACAUCGAACGAGACGAUCCAGCAACAAACAUCACCGGAAGUUCCAGCAACAAUGGUGGAAAUACACAACAACACACCGAAGUAUCACGCACAACCAGUGAUACAUUAGCAGCUGAAUUCGCUGAAUAUGUAUCACCGCCAGGAUACGCGGCCCGUGUUGAAUUCGCAUUAAAAUUAGGUUACACAGAACGUUUAGUACAAGCGGCAUUACAUAAAUUAGGUCCUAAUCCUGGACAAAAUGAAUUAUUAGCUGAAUUAAUAAAAUUAGGUGCUAGAGGUCCAUUAGAUCAAAGUCCACCAGCUGAAUCAUUAUUGUCAAUUGUACCGUCCGAUUCAACUAUCGAUUAUGAUGAUUCAACAAUCUCUACGAAUUCGUCAUCCACCGGGAAAUUACGUCAAAUUGUUAUUGAUGGCAGUAACGUAGCAAUGAGCCAUGGUAACAAAGAAGUAUUUUCUUGCCGUGGUAUUAAGAUAUGUGUCGAUUGGUUUCGUGCCCGAGGACAUCAAGAUAUAACAGUUUUCGUACCAAAAUGGCGUAAAGAAGCCCCACGGCCUGAUAAUCCAAUCACAGGACAAGAAAUAUUAGGUGAAUUAGAACGUGAACGCUUACUAGUAUUUACACCAAGCCGUUUAGUUGGUGGUAAACGUAUGGUAUGCUAUGACGAUCGAUACAUUCUACGUUUAGCCGCUGACGUUGAUGGCAUAGUUGUUAGUAAUGAUAAUUAUCGAGAUUUAGCACAAGAAUCACCAGAAUUUCGACGUGUUGUCGAAGAACGAAUACUUAUGUACUCAUUCGUGAAUGAUCGUUUCAUGCCGCCAGAUGAUCCUCUAGGUCGUACCGGACCAACGUUAGAUAACUUUUUACGUGCACAACCUAGACCUCCGCCUCCAUGUCCGUAUGGGAAAAAAUGCACAUAUGGUAAUAAAUGUAAAUUUCAUCAUCCAGAACGAGGACCUUUGCCACAUAAAACCGUAACCGAACGACUUAGUGAACAUGCACAAAGACAUUUACAAGCCAGCGGGCAACGUUUACAAGGCAAAUCAGUUAGUUUACCAUUACAAUCUUCCGAAGAAGUACGAAAAACACCAUUAAAUCGAACACGUUCAAAUGUUCCAACAACAACGGAUUCAAAUACAACAAACACGUCUGGUGAUUCAGUUAAUUUACAUCGAAAAUUACAAAGACAAUUAACACUGAAUCCAGGAAAUGAUCCACGCUUGUAUAAUCGACGGUAUCAGAACAUACCACAAACAACAAGUCCUCAACAACCAACGGCCCAACAUCGUCCACUAAGUCGACAUAGUUCGACAGGAAGUCGUGGUGGGGUAAUUACACCUACAGCAUCUUCAGCCUCUGCAUGGGAUCUACAUCAACAUGUGACACGUAUAGCAUCCGCACCAGGACCACCUCCCACAAAUAUACAACGUCCAAUGCAUCGAUUAUCAUCAACAUCCGAUCCACAAAUUAAUUUAUGCGCCCCAAAUCCAAAUCAACCAUGGCCACCAUGUUACGCUCAACCACCAUCAUGUUUACCAUUACAACCGCAUUAUUCUUCGGUUCCAGCUAGUACUGAAGAUGCCCGACGUAAAUUACAUUAUCAUUUAGCUGCUAUCUUCCCGGAAGAACAAGUUACGCAAGCAAUGAAUUUGUAUCCAGAUGAAACAAAUCCACAACGGAUUUGUGGUGCAAUUUUGGCAAUGUUUCCAAAACCAUAAUUUAUUGAUAUGAUUGAAAAUGGCUCUUUAUAUUAAAGUAUAUUUAUUUAAUAUUUAAAAGAUGCACUCUUUAGUCAAAAGUACGUACUAUUUUAUACAUAUUUUAUAUACAAACAUGUAAAAGUGGCAAGCCAAGUCAAGUCCUACUCUAAAGACUCGUUAACAGUCUAAGUCUAAGAGUCCAUUAUGGAAAAGCUCCUCUUCAUCAAAUAUUCGUUAAUAUGAAUUAAAAUACCAAUUAAUGAAGUUCGAGUUCUUCCUCUUGCUUUUGAUACCACAAUUUUCCCAGUUAGUAAAUUGUAUUCAAAUUCCAUUGAAAAAAUGGAAGCACAUUCAAAAAUAACAUCGAAAAUAGAACAACCUUUAUAUUAACGUAUGUUCGAUAAAAGAGAGCUUGAUUUAUCGAUAAUAGAUUCUUGCUCAUGAUAAGUAGUAAGAAUUACAUUGAUCCCUAAUCGAUGAAUACAAACCACUUUUGUAUUAUUCUUUUUGUAAUACACGAACUGCCCUACUUUUUUUGCAA